This is a messenger RNA of Juglans regia (Persian walnut), 1682 nucleotides long. Its product is annotated as probable WRKY transcription factor 27. Gene Ontology annotation, molecular function: DNA-binding transcription factor activity; transcription cis-regulatory region binding. The record is from RefSeq and is a predicted model, not a curated record. Bases 178 to 1491 code for a protein of 437 amino acids. Gene Ontology annotation, biological process: regulation of DNA-templated transcription. Lineage: Eukaryota; Viridiplantae; Streptophyta; Magnoliopsida; Fagales; Juglandaceae. Gene Ontology annotation, cellular component: nucleus. The transcript has 3 exons.
UUACCCCCAAAAGUCAGCGCUGUCGUCUCUCUCUCUCUCUCUCUCUCUCUCUCUCUCUCAGUUCUAAUUGUGGGUUGAGGGUAUAGCAAGAAGGAGCAGAGAUCAGAAAUAUUGUGGGGGGAUUUCUAGGUGAUCAUUGGCUGCCGGUGGUAUAUAGUAAGUACUGUUGAUCAGUCUAUGGCCGAUGACUGGGAUCUACAUGCGGUGGUGCGGAGUUGCAAAUCCGCCGCCACCAAAAACAGCAUCGCCACCAACACCAACACCAACACCAGCAUCGCCGCCGCCUCAGAAGACCCUUUGGCUUGCCUGGCCUCUCUAACUUUUGAGGAGGAAAAUGACUUGUUAUCUUUUCCCCUUCUUGCAGAGCCCAGAACCAAUGCUUUCCAUGAAUUGCAAGAACUUUGCAAGUCCUUUUUCCCCACUACUACCACUAGUACUGCCACUACCACGACUAGCCAUCGUAUAAUUAGCCCUAAUUCCUCCUCCAUUUCAGAUGUACAGAGACGGCGACACCCAGUACAGCCCAAUCCUACGAUUAGUGCAGCUAGGUCUCGUUUCAAACCCGAACCAUCGGCCUCCUCGUCUUCUGGGCUUGGAGGAGUCCAAGACCAACAACAACGGAGACAUGCACAGCAACAACCACAACAACAAAAUCAACCGUAUCAACAACGACAGCAAGUCAAUCAACAGGAGUUCCAAAGGCCUCGUGCCAGUUCUGCAAUGUCUUUACCCGCAGCAAUGCAAUCUCAGGCCCCCAGAUCAAGAAAAAGGAAGAGCCAGCAGAAGAGAACGGUAUGCCAUGUGACCGCAGAGAAUCUGUCAGCGGAUAUGUGGGCAUGGCGUAAAUACGGACAAAAGCCCAUCAAAGGUUCUCCAUAUCCAAGAAACUACUACCGGUGCAGCAGCUCAAAAGGGUGCCCCGCAAGAAAACAAGUAGAGCGAAGCAACAUCGAUCCCAACAUCUUCAUCGUCACGUACACCGGCGACCACAGCCACCCUCGGCCCACCCACCGAAACUCGCUCUCCGGCAGUACACGCAACAAAUGCUCCACAUCCGGCGUUAUGUCCACAGACAAAGACAAUUCCGGGUCACCGAUCACAGCUAAUGCAGCCUCAUGCUCGUCUCCACAGUCGACGACAAACCUCUCUCCCACAACCCAGCUCACAGUUCAAACAGAUGAAGAGGCAGUUAUUACUAACAAGAACAGCAACGAAGAUAAUAAGAUCAUGGUUGAUGCGAACGACAAAGAGAGAAAGGAAAUGGCGGAUGAUGCGGACGACGACGACGACGACGACGAUGAUCAGGAAGAUGAUGAUCAGAUUCUGAUUCCGAACAUGGCCAUGACUGAGGACAUCUUCAUGGGGCUGCAACAGCUUGGAUAUAGUAGUCCUGGUGGAGGCUCCGGGGACAAUUUCUCGGAUGAUGGUAGAGCAAAUUCAGGUUCUUGGCCUCAGUGUGACUCAGCCGCCGCCAUGGAUGGCUGCUCAUGAGACUUGGAAUCUUUUGUUUUUGUUUUUGUUUUUAAUCCUUGUACAGUUUCCUUCUUUUAUCUUUGCCCAACAAUUAGGUAUAACAUAGAAAAAAGAUGGAAAGAACCUCUUUCGCCCACAGGUUUCAGUUUGUUCUUUUAAGAAAAAAGUUAAUUGUUUCGAUUUUGUUUUAUAAAUAUUUUUGUAAAUAC